Molecule: messenger RNA, 1806 nt
Organism: Sphaerulina musiva SO2202
Lineage: Eukaryota; Fungi; Ascomycota; Dothideomycetes; Mycosphaerellales; Mycosphaerellaceae
Exons: 2
Biological process (GO): nucleosome assembly
Cellular component (GO): nucleus; CAF-1 complex
Source: RefSeq, a predicted model, not a curated record
ACAUCCUCUGUUAUGACCGCGCAGUCUAUCGCCCCGGAAUCGGCUUCUAUGUCUGACACUGGACCCUCAGCAAAGAGGAGAAAACUUACUCCUGCCGAAAAGUCGGAGCAGGCACAAUUAAAGGAAACCAAGGCACGCGAAAAAGCCAAGAGAAAGGCGGCUGCUGAAGAGAAGAAGGCGCAGGCGGAGGCUGAAAAGGAAGAAAGAAGAGCCCAAAUUGAGGAAGAAAAGGCACGCAAAGCCGAGGAGAAGCGGCUCAAGGACGAAGAGAAGCGAGCCAAAGCAGAAGAGAAGGAGGCGAAAAAACGCGAAAAGGAGCUGGAGGAGACCAAGAAGCAGGAAGAGAAACUUGCCAAAGAGCGGAAACAAAUGCGCUUAGGAGCUUUCUUUGGUGGCAAGCCGAGCACGCCCGCGAAGCGGAGCAUCGACGGCGAGGAGAUCGCACUCCUUUCUAGGCAGAAGUCGUUGUCUCUCGAGCCCUUUGAUGCUGCAUCAGCACAACUCAAAUCUACCACAUCGCCUGUAAAACACAGUCCCGCGCCGGCAUCUAGCAAGAAGUCUAAUGUCUCCGACUAUCACAAGACAUUUCUGCCAUUCGAGGCGCCUACACAUAGCCAAGUUGCUCCAGUUGUACGAGAUGAGCAGGCUGAUCAGGCACGUUUUGAUCACGACCUGAACGAUCCUUUGGUCCAGGAGAAAUUUGAUCUAGGCCUUGUCUCGUCGUAUGCCAGUCUAGACAGCUACUUUGGUGAGCUCCGCAAUGCACGACGUGGGAAGCGAGGUCAUCCCAACAUCCGAAAGGUGGUGGAGAGAGCUCAGGGAACCUCCAAGGAACCGAUAGAUCUGACCGAGGAAGGUUCGAGAGAGUCGCCCGAUUCCAUCCUGCGUAAGGUUGACACUAAGUAUAUUCACUUCCAUGAAGACGUACGGCCAGCAUAUUGUGGUACAUACACAAAACUCACAUCGCCUCGGACGACUCGGCGCACGAUGCGAAACCCUUUCACACGCUCGCGACCUGAUACUGAUUACGACUACGACUCGGAAGCAGAAUGGGAAGAACCAGAGGAGGGUGAGGACAUCGGCUCGGACGACGACGAGGAGGCUGAUAGCAAUGCCGAUGGCGACGAGAUGGACGAUUUCCUGGAUGAUGAAGAUGAUAAGGCGAAAAGUAGGCGCAAAGCGGUCACAGUAGAGCUCAUUCCACAAAGCACCGGGCUCUGCUUUGCAAACGAUAGGGGCCGAGUGCUACACGUGGACGGUGCACAAGUGGCGGUUCAACCGCCUGUGAUGGAUGGCAUGCGAAUGGGCUUCUUGCUUCCGGGUUUGUCUGGAAUGACAAUCGACCCCUUCUCUACGUCGUAUUGGGAGACGCCUGCACCGGCACACACUGCAGCCAACGCCAUCUCAUCCGGAAAAUCUCUAGGGACCCGACCUUCUCCCACUGCCGUCAUGGCACCUCCACGAAAGCCUCUGGAGCCCAGACUCAACUUCAACAGCUCAGCGGAGUCUGCUGUUUUCGCACUCAUUGGAGCCGCCGAUGGUCAGAAGGGUCCCGUAUCAAGUACAACCGCCAUGACGCCGGCCGUUAAGCGUGGUCGCAAACCCCAACCGAAGGCUUUGAGUAAAGAAGAUCUGGAUGAACUCAAGGCAGCCGUUGUUGGCAACCAACUGGGCAAGCUGGAUCUACACAAAGCACUAAAGGCGAGAUUCCCGAAAUUAACGAACGAUGCCAUCAAGGACAACCUCAACAACCUCUUUGCACAGAAGGGCUCUGGCAAAGAGAAGAAGUGGGUCUUUGUCGGCGAU